CAUUGGGGAAAACUAUUUCCAUCAUCGAGGCAUGAGUCCGACCGUUAUCACUAGGAUUAUCACCCAUUAUCCAUAUUCUUAUCAAGCAUCGCGUGCAUACCGGCUCUCUUACCACCGUCAACUAUACAAUCCCUCCUCUCAUAUCCAUCCUGGAUCGAGCUUGCUGCACCAGUCCGAGUUCCUCCGGAUAGUAAGGGCUUGGAUUCGUCGUAAGCCAGCUCACCUUGAAGCCCGUUGUUUGUUGGGCACGCCUAAUGCUGCCUUUAGAGAUUGAUUUGAAGACAAAGGAGGAGGCGAAGUUCAGCUACAUGGCUCGAAAAAAGUCGAAGGGCAAGAAGGGGAAGGGAAAGGGAAAAGCAAACACGCCUCAAUCGUCAAAAGCGGAAGGCCAGUUGACGCCCGAAAUAUCGACAGCCGAUCCCUUGAAAUGUGACCGCUCAUCAGUUCUUCCAGGAACUUUCCCUGCAACUCCUCCUACCACUUCUUCUGCGACUCUGCGUGCACCCGAAGUAUUGUCGCAGGAGAAAGCAGAGGCUGAAGCACCUGACACGCCCAGUGCUUCGAUAUCCAGUCCCUCAUCAGUCGGAGAGCCAUCUUCGCUUUCAGCAAUGGAGGAACCAUCCCAGGAGAAACCAGACGCUGAAGCACGAAAAGCGAGUACUGUAGAGAAGCUAGCAGCCGAGCUAGCUAAGCUAUCAGAGCUGAUCGAAUCCGUCAAAAACAUGCAAGCUGUGCAUCACGAUGGGAUUUAUUACCCAUUCCUCGUCUAUCAAGAGCCGUAUGAGUUAUCCCGAGCCAGUGCUAGUCGCAGUAUUCCAGGUCUCCAUAGUGCUCUCGCUAUAGGUGUGAUGGACUGCAAUCGCAUCGGUACUGUUCUCUCGAAGCUUGGGCCACUAGAGUUGCUUUCAGUGCGAAAUUAUUAUCGAGAUAUGUUCGGUAGGGAACUAAUGGAUGAUGUGAGGGAUAAUCGAUGUGGGUUGGUGGUCAGGCGAGACCCUGAAACCGAAUACCGGAUUUUGCCCGAGUAUUCUGAAGCAGGAAGCGUGGAGUAUGAUCGUAGGUCAAUGUCGCUUUUUAAAGCUGUGGGCCAGCCUGCCCAAGAGCAGAUGGAUACAUUGUCGCCGGCUGUCGGCAGGCCUCAGGACCGUGAUAUUGAACGCGAUGAUGGUUAAUCGUGGAAGAGCUCUAGGAGGGUCUAUUGCUGAAAUCACUUAAGACGUGGGAUGUGGGUGCUAGUAGUGAGGUAUAUAGUACUCCGAAGGGCUGUCUAGGUCAAACCUGCUAUAGGUUAGUUUUGGCUAUCUUUUUUUUUUUUUUUCAAGUGAAGGUGAUGCUGU
Molecule: messenger RNA, 1337 nt
Organism: Aspergillus saccharolyticus JOP 1030-1
Lineage: Eukaryota; Fungi; Ascomycota; Eurotiomycetes; Eurotiales; Aspergillaceae
Exons: 1
Coding region: 255-1172 (305 amino acids)
Source: RefSeq, a predicted model, not a curated record